Molecule: messenger RNA, 3387 nt
Organism: Carassius gibelio (silver crucian carp)
Lineage: Eukaryota; Metazoa; Chordata; Actinopteri; Cypriniformes; Cyprinidae
Product: deubiquitinase DESI2
Exons: 6
Coding region: 778-1362 (194 amino acids)
Biological process (GO): protein deubiquitination
Molecular function (GO): deubiquitinase activity
Source: RefSeq, a predicted model, not a curated record
UGGCGGGGAUGGAGGGGGAUGCUGCUGCUGCUGCUGAUGAUGUAAUAAUCGCACGCUCCGCUGGUUCUAAUAGUAUGGCAAGCCGUUUUAAUAUUAAAUACCCCUUGCUGUACUAUUCAUAAUUUAGUUUAGACUACUAGAAUCCUCACGCUCGCGACCCUGCCAGAGUGAUGUCAUAAUCAAUACCGUGAACCGUGCUUAAGAGUUUCCCCCCUGCGUCCGUGCUGCUCAGCGCGGCCUCCAUGAGGACAAACCCCGGGACUGCGGCGCUGAUGGCUGUUGCGGUCGGGACUGCAGCAAGCUCCCUUCAGCAUUACAGCUGCGACCCCUGCGCUCAGACAAGCGGCAAAACCCGUGCAACCGAAACACGCGCGAGAGCGUUCUCUAUGGAAUAUCUGUCGUCUAAACUCCGGAUGUGACUGACAGCCAGUCGCUGUGCAUUACCGAUCAUCUGCGCCCUUUUAGGACUUUUUUGAUUCACCAUUGAUGGAAACUGAUGCCCUGUUGCCUUUCCUCGACCGUGUCUACCUCUGCAGCCGCUGUUUAUCCUUUAGUAACGCGACUAGGCCCGCGAGCCCCUCUAAACAUCUCACAUAAUGACACUUUGAUGGAUAAAAUGAUAAGAGCGGAUCAUUUAUAUUGUGUUUUGGUCUUUUGGAUGUCGGCGUAGUGACUUUGCUGUGUUUUAAUCUUCUCUGAAUCCGACACCCGGGUGCGCAAGGACGGCAACAAUAAACGCCUGUUAUUUUAAGGGAUCGCGCGUGCUUCUCUCUCAGGAUGGCAAAUGAACCCGUUAUUCUUAAUGUGUAUGACAUGUACUGGAUAAAUGAAUACACCUCCACUCUGGGUAUUGGAGUCUUCCACUCAGGAAUAGAGAUUUAUGGCAGAGAGUUUGCAUAUGGUGGCCACCCGUAUCCCUUCAGUGGCAUUUUUGAGAUCAACCCUGGAAAUGCCUCAGAACUGGGGGAGACUUUCAAAUUCAAAGAGGCUAUAGCUCUGGGUACGACAGACUUUGCAGAGGAGGACAUUGAUAAAAUAAUGGAGGAGCUGGGAAAGGAUUUCAAGGGGAAUGCCUACCACCUGAUGCACAAAAACUGCAACCAUUUUUCUUCUUCGCUGUCUGAGUUGCUGUGUGGUAGAGAGAUCCCACGCUGGGUCAAUCGAUUGGCAUAUUUCAGCUCCUGUGUUCCAUUUCUGCAGAGCUGUCUGCCUACAGAGUGGCUCACACCCGCCGCGCUCCAGAGCCAUAUCAGCAUGGGCCUUCGGAAGGAGAACAGACAUGAUUCCAGCGACAAUGAGCACUCGUCUGCUACGGAUGCGGCCGCUGGAACAUCACACAGCUGCAGGCACACUCGCGUGUGAUCUUACACUUAUUUACACACAGUAUUACACUAAUUUGAACACACAUACUGUACACUCCAACCUCUGAUCCUGCUGCUACAGCGCCUCCUACUGGACUGGAUGAACACCAGCCCUCAUGGCCUCUCUGAAUGAGGAAAUCAAAGACAUGUUUUUCAGUAGAGCCUACAGGGAUUUAAAAACCUUGCAAUGGUACUCUUAAAGUUUUAGAAUUGUUUGAUUUUUACUAAGAUUUUAGGGAAAUGAAAACAGCAUUUUCCAUUUAGUUAUCUCUCUCUCUUAUAAGAACAUAGGACAAAAUGAAUGAUGGGGGAUCAUAAUGGACUGCCCACUGCUGGUGUGAGAGACAACACUACACUACAGGCCCCUUCCUCAUAAAUCCUGAACUUCUUUCCUUUAAUCCCAUCUGGAUGAUUUCCAGAUUUAGCCGAGUUUGCUGUGUGUUAAAUUAGUUUCUAUUUUGAGAUGGAAUAAGCGUGUCAUCAGAAGAAGAACUUACAUUCCUAACCUCUUUUUUUUCCUCAGUGACUUUAGUUAUAUUAAUCUGCUUUAAUUCAAUUAUAUGAUGUCAAACUAACGUCAUCUUUGGUUUACAUUAAUUAAAUUUUAGCUCUCUUUUUAUACUUUAUAUUUAAGUGCAAGGUUUGCAAUAAAUUUACAUUAAAAAGGGCCAAUGAAACUAUGUGUCACACAAACUGACAGCAGUUGGAAAUUGCAGCCUUAUAACUGUAAGCCAUUGAUAUUCUGGACUCAUCCGAAACAAAAGACCUUUGUUGUUCAGUCAUUGAGGGGCACAAAGCGGCCAUUUGUGAGGGUGAUGUUGAGGGGGUGGGUGGGAACGUGUGGGUGGGGUCUGCACAUCAGGUCUGGUAUCAGUACUGUAAUAAAGUGUUGUGAUUGAAUGCAAUGUCUGAGUGAUUAAGGGAAAGGGAGUGUUGCAAAGGUGUUAAUGGUCAUUUCUCUUGACUUUAGUAAUUGUGGUUUCUGGCUUUUAAAACUGCAGACUGAAAAGAGUAACGUUGUUUAAAUGUGUCAUCCACACCUCACUACUUGUGCACACAUUCUUCUCCUGGUUUUCAGUCUGGGGUAGUUGCUAAAAGCCAGAUUUCACACACAAAAAAAGUGUAUGAUGUACACAAACCUGAUUAUUAUUUAUUUUUUACUUUUUAAUUUCAUCCAGUCAGAGGAUGAAACAUGUUUGAGUUGCAUUCGGCAUGACUUGUAUACUUACUGUAGGAUGCCCAGUUUUACUCUGUAAACAUUUACAAAGUUGGCAAGCGUAUAAUGCCUGGUGUUUUAAAAUCUUUUCAGAUUUUAAAAUUGUGAAAUGUAUUCCAGCUACACCUAAAGUUUGUAAGGUAUUUUAGUCUUCGAGCAAUAGUCUUUAGUAAAGGUGGACACCAUAUCUAAUUUUUCACAAAUGAAAAUAAAACUGGGAGAGAUGUACAGAUUAGCAGAUUGGCAAUUUUCAUGUUUUACACACACAUUUUAUUAGAAAUGCAUAUUUUCAGUAUUUUGAUAUUAGGAUCAACAGAAAGGUAAAAAUAAUUCAGUGUGUUCAUUUGUAAAAAUAUUAAAUAUGGUGUAUUACAAGACUAUGGUCCAUGUCAGAGUAAAUAAUACAUCUCUAAGUAUACCAUUUUGCCUGUCUGAAUCCUCUAGAAGCUCAUCUUUCCUCUGUCUCUCAGGAUGGAAUGGUAUUGUAGAUGGCAAAACGGGUGUUUCAGGAGUCAAAUCUAUAGGAAAUAUGUAUUUGGUGACAUAUUUAUACAAUUUUAUAUUUGGGAUAUGAUUACUGUUAUUUUGUCAAAUAUAUUAUCAACCUUUAGAGCCUAAUUCUUAUGAUGCUGUUUUUUGUUUUAUUUAGUCUGAGACCACAACUGAGAUCUUUUACUUGUUCAGCAAAGACCCGUUUUGUAGGCAUCACCCACUGAUGCCAUUUCUAGCCUUGAUUAGUACGUCUUGUUUCGAUGUGAUGGACAAUUUCAGAUAUUUACAGAUGAAUAGAGAAUAAAGAAUUUAAAAGUU